Molecule: messenger RNA, 904 nt
Organism: Triticum aestivum (bread wheat)
Lineage: Eukaryota; Viridiplantae; Streptophyta; Magnoliopsida; Poales; Poaceae
Product: 26.2 kDa heat shock protein, mitochondrial-like
Exons: 2
Coding region: 79-846 (255 amino acids)
Source: RefSeq, a predicted model, not a curated record
AAAUCAUCACAGUAGAGAGAGAGAAGAGAGGGAAAGAAGAGAGAGAAAGAGGAGAGAGAGAGAGAGAAGACAGAGACCAUGGCCUCCGCCGUCGUUUGCAAGGGCGAGGGUGCCGCGCCAGCGGCCAGCCUCCUCAAGUCCGGUGCUCCCGUGGCCUUCUCCACGCUCCACUCCCCCGCCGUCGCCGCCGCCCGCCGCCCGUACAACACCCGGGUCAAGGAGGUCAGCCGCUACGACGACGACAAGGACGACGACCGCGACCUCGUCAUCCCCAGCUUCUUCUCGCAGGACGUGCUCGACCCGCUCGGUGCGCAGACCAGCAUGGCCCGUCUGCUGUCUCUGAUGGAGGACGUCGCAUCUCAGACUGGCGGCCUCUCCUCCACUGCUGGUGCUGGGGCGUCACGGCUCGGACGCUGGGUGGCCGAGGAUGACGACGCGGUGUACCUCAAGGUGCCGAUGCCGGGGCUGACCAAGGAGCACGUGGAGGUGCGCGCGGACAAGAACAUUCUGGUGAUCAAGGGCGAGGGCGAGAAGCAGCCCUGGGACGGCGACGACGACUCCGCGGUGCCGAGGUACAACCGCCGCAUCGAGAUGCCCUCUGCUGACGCGUACAAGAUGGACAAGAUCAAGGCCGAGAUGAAGAAUGGCGUGCUCAUAGUUGCCAUGUUUCCGGUACGGUGGGAACGAGGAACGGGAACAUGGGACGAGAGUCGGUGGCUGAAAAAAAUAGGGUACAACGAGGGUAUACAUCUCUCGAACGAAUUUUUUAUAGCGGGGACGCGAUCCAAUCCGUUUGGGUACGAUGAACCCAGUACGGUACUAUGGGUCGAGGAACGCAGUUCCUGAAGAACGACGACUCCCUGACGGUCAGCAUUCCUUAUUGUUAAUGAAUCCCUUGCAAUUA